GCAGCACGACACAGGAAGUGGCCUCGUUGCAGCAUAAAGGAGACGUUCACUUCCCAACUCGCAAUUCAUGGCUCGGAGAAGAAGUCAACAGUGAUCCCGAGCAAGGCGAGGCUGGGCUGGGCGACGGGGACGCUUUCGAAGGCGGCUCUAAACGAAGGGGGGGGCCGAACGAAGCCGAACCUUUCUCAUUUUUUGUUUUAGCCUAGUCGGCGUUAUCGUGUGCUGAGUGAAAUCUGACACAAGAGCCGUCUUGUCGCUUUUUGGUUAGUUUAAUUUUUUAAUUUUGUUGUUAGCGAUGCUACAGUCCAAAUAAUUUGAAGAAAACCUCGACGGAACCGAGCAGUCGAACGACCCACAAACCUGCUUCGUGGUUCGAAAAAGGUGAUCGGAUCGGAACCAUGGCAGCUACUUUAUCGGCCGAGGAAGAACAGGCCACCAGACAGUUCCUGGAGGAAAUCAACAAGUGGACGAGUCAGCACGGAGUGUCUCCGCUGUCCCGGGAGUUGGCCGUCAAGUUCCUGAUGGCACGCAAGUUUGACGUCCACCGAGCCAUCGAGCUCUUCCACAGCUACAGGGAAACACGUCUGAAAGAAGGAAUCGUCAGACUUCAGCCUCAGGAAGAACCUCUGCGUUCCGAGCUGCUCAGUGGAAAGUUCACAGUGCUGAGUGCGCGGGAUCCCUCGGGAGCCUCCAUCGCCUUGUACACGGCCAAACUUCACCACCCGACCAAGACGGGAAACCAUGUUGUCUUGCAGGCACUAUUCUACCUCCUGGAUCGCGCGGUGGAGAGCUUUGAGACCCAGAGGAACGGCUUGGUGUUCAUAUACGACAUGGCUGGAUCUAACUACACAAACUUUGAGCUGGACCUGAGCAAAAAGAUCCUCAACUUGCUGAAGGGGGCGUUCCCAGCCCGUUUGAAGAAAGUGUUGAUCGUCGGCGCCCCGGUUUGGUUCCGGGUGCCCUACAACCUGCUCAGCCUGCUGAUGAAGGAGAAACUCAGAGAACGGGUGCAGAUGGUGAAAAUGGCCGAGCUGCGCCAGCACCUCCCCAAAGACUGCCUUCCUCAGCACCUGGGCGGCCUGCUUCCCCUGGACGCCUACAGCUGGAACCAGCAGCUGCUGGCGGGCCAGAACGGCCACGUGGACCCUGUGGACGAGCUGGUGGGGAUUCCUUUGGAGGAGGCUUCCAUUCAUGUCCCGGGGCCCGAGUCCAUGCGGCCGCAAGAGCUGCUGGCGCACCUCGGCAGACUCCAGCGCUCUGGAAUCCACCAGGAGUACGAGGAGCUUCGGAAAGAGGCGCCGCCCGGGACCUUCCACUGCGCGCAAGCAGUCUACAAUCUGGAGAGGAAUCGCUAUGGAGACGUACUGUGCCUGGAUCAAACAAGAGUUCGCCUCAAACCCAGAAGGAACGAGAGAUCGGACUACAUCAACGCAAGCUUCAUGGAUGGUUACAAACAGAAGAACACAUACAUCGGUACUCAAGGCCCACUGGAUAAGACCUAUGGUGACUUCUGGAGAAUGGUUUGGGAACAAAAUGUGCUUGUUAUCGUCAUGACAACCAGGACUGAGGAGGGCAGUCGGAGAAAGUGCGGACAGUACUGGCCUCUGGAGGACGGCGGGCAGGAGGUUUACGGCCACAUAGCGGUGGUGAAUCAAAGGGUGGACAGCCACACCCACUAUAACCACACCACCCUCGAAUUGCACAACACUGAGACAUGUGAACAGAGGCAAGUGAGUCACUUCCAGUACCUCAGCUGGCCCGACUACGGCGUCCCCACAUCAGCGGUGACGCUCAUCGACUUCCUGGCAGCUGUGAAGAGACAGCAGAGGAAGAUGAUCGUGGCUUUGGGACCUCAGUGGACGGGCCACCCCCUGGGACCUCCCAUGGUGGUCCACUGCAGCGCGGGGAUCGGUAGAACAGGUACCUUCUGCGCGCUGGACAUCAGCCUGUCUCAGCUCCAAGACGUGGGCUCGCUAAACAUCUGCCAGACGGUGCGGCGCAUGAGAACACAGAGGGCCUUCAGUAUCCAAACCCCGGACCAGUACUACUUCUGCUACAAUGCCAUUUUGGAGCACGCCCAAAGGCAAGGCCUGCUCCCGGCCAAUCAGUGAGCUCCUAUCCCAACCUGAACCCCCUUUCUCCACCUGAACCAAUUCUGCUGUUCGCCCCCUAGACACGUGUAGUGUGACCAAUUACUUUUACUUCCUGGUGGCGGGCGGGCCCAUUUGUCAAGUAGGAUGAACGAGUGUGAAGUUGGUCCCCGCAUGCUAUGUCCACCAAACAUGUUGCCAAGUGGGCACACUGCUGUAGUGGCGAUGGGCAGUUUGACACAGUUCCGACCUAGUAGGGAUGUGGCUAGUAGAGUGCACUACUUAGCCGCCGCCAGCAUAGGCGCUGUUGAUUCAAGCAGACCUCUGUUAUAGCACGCCUCCGACUUAUUCUGCUCAGUAGUUGAAACAGGAGUUCAGAACAUUCACAGAGCAAUCCCGUUUGGAAAAAAAAAAAAAUCAGCCAAGUUCUUUUUUACCAAGUUAAAAGACAUUUACGACAGCUUUACGAUGUCUUGUGCAAAAUUCUGUAUUUGGAAUUGCAGUUCAAUUGAAAAUACACGAAGUGGUAUUCAAUCAAUUGCAAAACAGAGACAUUUCUUAUUUAUCACGUUUAACAAAGGUUUUGGCUUGAAUACUAAGCAAAUUCCCUCCUUUUGGAAUAAUUGACGAAAGUAAUGCAUUUCAACAUUUUCUAUAAUUACAAAUUUACAUUGCAUCAAAUUAAAUCAAUGAUUUUGGUCUUAAUUAGCGAUGGAAAAACAUUUAUAAUUAACCUAAAAUGUGUAACCAAGGUAAAAAAAACAAGAAGUGAAUAUAAUAAACUGAAUACCAAAUGUUUACGGCAUGAGGGUCAUAAUCAUUCAUAUUUUUUUUAAAAGUUCAGGCCAAAAGUUUGGACACACCUUCUCAUUCAAUGCGUUUUCUUUAUUUUCAUGACUAUUUACAUUGUAGAUUGUUACUGAAGGCAUCCAAACUGAAUGAUCACAUGUGGAGUUAUGUACUUAACAAAAAAGAUGAAAUAACUGAAAACAUGUCUUAUAUUCUAGUUUCUUAAAAAUAGUCACCCUUUGCUCUGAUUACUGCUUUGCACACUUGGUAUUCUCUCGAUGAGCUUCAAGAGGUAGUCACCUAAAAUGGUUUUCACUUCACAGGUGUGCUUAAGAGAAUGCCUCAGUUAUUUCAUGUUUUUGUUAAGUACAUAACUCCGCACGUGUUCAUUCAUAGUUUUGAUGCCUUACGUGACAAUCUACAAUGUAAAUAGUCAUGAAAAUAAACGCAUUGAAAUGAGAAGGUGUGUCCAAACUUUUGGCCUGUACUGUAUGUAAAGGUCAUUUUUUUGAACACAUAGAAAGCCGGAUUCUGGACUAUAGGAAUUUAAAUUCCUCGAAUUUGCUAUGAUAUUUCUUGUUUGCAAGCUCAAUUCAAAUUUGUGCAAGUGAGUUAGAAUUUGGGAGAAGUUACGAAUUCAAUUCAGAAUUCUGCACAAGCCAAAUAGCUAAGCAAGCGCGGGUAUUUUGGGUGGAAAAGUUUUGCUUUUAGAAAACCCCAAACUAAACCACUUUUAUUUUAGUUUUUUUUUUUACAUCACGAUUGUGCAUUUACUUUUUCAAAAUAAACAUUUAACAGCAUGUUCACAAACCCCUUACUGAUUGUAAUGUUGGUUCAUGACAUAUGUGGCAAAUGUGAAAUUAAACGUAAAUCUAAUCUCUUACUAUGUUAAACGUAGGCGUGGAGGCCGUUGUUUCAGGCUUUUGAUUGGCUAAAUACCACUUUUUUUUUUGUAUUGUGGACUUAAAUGAUAGGGUACACAAUAUUCCUUUAAUCAGAUGCACAAUUCCUAUCAGUCGGACCCAAGUCAGUAUCCAGCACAAGUGAAGAUGUCAAGUAGCUGCUACAAGCUAACGUGCGGACUGCGGACGUGUUACCACAACACAGCAGGGGUGUCUCGGCUCCUUUUUGCCUGCAAGGCAGCAAGCACAUGACCAAUUACUACAUUACCGUCAUACAUUCCUUCCUCUAAAAGGACACGUGGAUUCACUCCGAAAGACGAUGGUUAGACGCUUAUUUAGCAGUAUGGGAUUGUGUAGAGACACAGAUACACACACGCGGGUUUGUUUGGAGCGACUAUUGAAGCUGUUGAGACCUCAUGAGUGGUGCAAUAUUUUCUCCUUUUACACACACAAAGGGGGUAUUGGGGCCAUACUGAAAAUAAUAUGACAAGAGUCCUAUAGUGUUACAAGAAAAAUGUCAUAAAAAUAGGCGAACAAAAAAAACAAGUAUUCUUUCAUCUUGGUAAUACUACACUUUUAGUUCCCUCACAUAUUUUUUCUUUUAACAUCAUGACUAUUUUUGUAAUGCCAUUCUAUUCUCAUAUACAGGUGAAACAAAAUAUUUUUUUUUAUAUCAUACUUAUUUUUGUAUGCCAUCAAUUAGAUUUAUAAGGUUGAAACAAUGACACAGGCUUCAAGUCAAGAUAGAAUGACACUUAUUUUGAUGAUUAUGGCUUACAUGUUAUCAAAAUAAAAAUAAAAAAAUUCAACCAUUAUCGUCAAAUAACAAAUGAAGGCUAAACAUAUGAACUUUGCAUGUAAUGAAUGUAUAUCACUUGUUUUCAUUAAGUACCAUCUUGGAAAAAACUUGGCUCUCCAAGUAACACUUCGUAACCAACAUUAAAAUGCAGUAGCGUUGUAGGCCUAAGUAUUCAUUAAAAACAAGGCAGGGUUUUUAUUUCGCAAAUAUAUUUGGUAUUUUUGGCCACUGUAACAUUACACACUAUUUGAACAGUGACACUGGGGUUUAAAUAAAGGAAAAUAAAACGCUGUACUUUAAAGAAGUGAUCCUUUGGCGUACCACUCGAUGGAGCCGGCGUACACACUGGUGGUACACGUACCAGAGUUUGAGAAUCACAGGUUUGCGGCACAUGUUGGUUUCAUAUUUGAAGUGUAAUUGCCAACAUUAAUGGACUUUAUCAUUUAAAUUUUUGGAGUUUCACCUGUACAACCGUCGCAUCGCGCUUCAAAUCGCAGAUUUUUGGGGAUGUGAUUUUUAUUUUAUUUUUUGUCCUAAAUUAAAUAUUUUUUAAAGGGAACUGCACUUUUUUUGAUUUUUUAUGUUGUCUGUCUCAUAGACAAAAACAAGUUUUUUUUUUUUUGCAUUCUAAUUUAUCGGCUCGUCCUAGGUGGCUUGCAAUAGUGCUAAUGGUAGCAGUCGGUUCUGCCUCUAAACCACUAUCAAAAAGCAUCCAAAACCCGCCAUUAAUAUUUAAUUUACGUUCUGUAACCUGUAUAAUAUCCAAGCUGUAGCGACAUUGUUAUUGUAAGAGCGAACAAUGAGGAACUCUUUUUCUACCGUAGUAACAGGUCUUGCCACGGCUUGCUAUGGCAUUACCGUUCUGCGUUAAAAAAAAAAAAAAAAAAAAGGUAUUCUUGUCUCUCGUUAUGUUUGUGAAUGAUGGGAAAAAUUCAGAAAAAGCGCAAUUCCCCUUAAAGCACAAAAAUAGUUCAAUUACAAAAAAUAUCAAUCAGUAUCGUGGCCUGUGAUUGGCUGAACCUCAGCAUUACUCAAUUGGAUUAAAUGAGUGUAGAGGUAACUAUAUUGGUGUCAUUUCAUGUCAAGAGGGCUCCCAUAAUAUUAAGUAGGAAGUUAACAUUUUUUAUGCUCUAGCUAUGAAAAUAUUUGAUUUCUCAUGAAUGAUUCCCACUCUUCUAUUUCUAAUUCAAACAUUUCAAAUAUACAGUACACGCCAAUGAGUUUGGACACACCUCUUUCAAUGCGUUUUCUUUAUUUUCAUGACUAUUUACAUUUUAGAUUGUCACUGAAGGCAUCAAAACUAUGAAUGAAAACGUGGUGUUAUGUACUUAACAAAAAAAGGUGAAAUAACUGAAAACAUGUUUUAUAUUCUAGUUUCUUCAAAAUAGCCACCCUUUGUUCUGAUUACUUUUUUGCACACUCUUGGCAUUCUCUCGAUGAGCUUCACGAGGUAGUCACCUGAAAUGAUUUUCACUUCACAGGUGUGAUAGUUUUGAUGCCUUCAGUGACAAUUUAAAAUGUAAAUAGUCAUGAAAAUAAAGAAAGCGCAUUGAAAUGAGAAGGAGUCCAAACUUCUGGUCUGUACUGUACAUACAAUACUUUGCGGAAAUUAGUUUACCGCGGCCACAUUCGGAACCAAUAAACAGCUAUAAAGGAGGGACUACUGUGAUCAAUUUUUUCUUGCAACAUUGCAACUUUUUCUCAUAAUUUCAUUUAAUCCACAUAAAAAAAUUACUUUUCUCCAGUCAUGUCAACUUAAUUCAAGUAAAAUUAAGUUUGUAGUUUUGUAUUAAAGCUUUGUUCUUUUUAAAUUAACAUAUUUUUCUUCUAAUCUUACAACUUUAUUCAUGUUUUAUUUAUAUUUCUCCCCUGUUAACCUGUGAGUGGCCCCAUAACACUCCAUUUAAAGACACACACAGGCACUUUUAACCAACAUGCUUGUAGAUAACUGUGAUGGUUGGUCAUGUGACGUGUACAUAGAAAGACUUGAAGGAGAUGACUGAAGAAUGCAGACUUGUGCCUACACCCCCCUGUUCCUCACGUCGUCGUCCCCGAAUCCCAGAUCUAUUUUCAGUGCGUGUGUGAGUUCCAGACUGUGGUUGAUUGUGUGCUUUGUUCUAAAGUUAAUGUAUGUACAAUAUCAGAGUAUACUGUGUCAUUCACCGUCUCGUUGUUCAGGUCAAGAUUAUUAUUUUUUUUUUUUUGUAAUAACUACAGAAUUCAUAUUGAAUUUACUUGUAGUGAAGCCUUUCAUGAUUUUACUUUGCCAAAAUGUGGCCUCUUUUUAUUUUUCUAUGCUAUUCAACCCCUGUUUUCAUACGGGAUUUACAGUUAUCUACAUUAAUUUUAUAUAUUUGUUCCGUUUAUUAUAACCUGUUACUGCAUCGUUUGUAAGAUGUAUUUACCCAAGCUAUACUGUAAUAAACAACUAUUGUCAACGUC
Nerophis ophidion (straightnose pipefish) is the source of this 7022-nucleotide messenger RNA. It is a transcript of the gene ptpn9a, whose product is annotated as protein tyrosine phosphatase non-receptor type 9a. The record is from RefSeq and is a predicted model, not a curated record. Gene Ontology annotation, molecular function: protein tyrosine phosphatase activity. Lineage: Eukaryota; Metazoa; Chordata; Actinopteri; Syngnathiformes; Syngnathidae. Gene Ontology annotation, biological process: protein dephosphorylation. The coding region runs from base 399 to 2111 and encodes 570 amino acids. The transcript is spliced from 13 exons.